AUGGAUGGAGAAGAGAAAACCUAUGGUGGCCGUGAAGGCCCUGAUGCCAUGUAUGUCAAAUUGAUAUCUUCAGAUGGUCAUGAAUUUAUUGUAAAAAGAGAACAUGCACUGACAUCAGGAACAAUAAAAGCCAUGUUGAGUGGCCCAGGUCAGUUUGCUGAGAACGAAACUAAUGAAGUCAAUUUUAGAGAGAUCUCUUCACAUGUGCUAUCAAAAGUAUGCAUGUAUUUUACUUACAAGGUUCGCUACACUAACAGCUCCACGGAGAUUCCUGAAUUCCCAAUUGCACCUGAAAUUCCACUGGAACUGCUGAUGGCUGCGAACUUCCUAGAUUGUUAA
This is a messenger RNA of Molossus molossus (Pallas's mastiff bat), 339 nucleotides long. Its product is annotated as elongin-C-like. Gene Ontology annotation, biological process: ubiquitin-dependent protein catabolic process. The coding region runs from base 1 to 339 and encodes 112 amino acids. Gene Ontology annotation, cellular component: elongin complex. The record is from RefSeq and is a predicted model, not a curated record. Gene Ontology annotation, molecular function: protein-macromolecule adaptor activity. The transcript has 2 exons. Lineage: Eukaryota; Metazoa; Chordata; Mammalia; Chiroptera; Molossidae.